GCUCGCUGUGCGACUCGAACUCACAUUGAGAAACUGUAUGUGAAGAGAGAGAGGGAGAAGGAAGAGAGAGGUAGCGAGUAGCCUAAAAGCGCAUCAGAAAGCGGGGUAGCGCGACGCACUACAUUUAUCUGAAGAUCUUUACUGCUCUUAGGCAUCAAACUUCUGAGGAUUAUUUCUCAUCAUUUAUUUCUGCGUUUUCUUUAUGAUCAUUCUUUGAUUUUAGUGCAAUAUUUUCCUGAGAAGAUUCUUUAAAUAGUAACUAAAUAGAGUUUCUAGACUACAGUUAAACAAACUAAAUUUCCAAGUCAACUUUGACACAUUUAAGCCACAAUUAAACAUUUCAAAAUUUAAUAGGAAUUGUUGAGACCGAUUUAUAAUCUAAAAUGAUAUACCAACAUUCAACCUCGGUUUGUAAUAACCAGCACUCGUUUAAUUAACAAGAAACACAAAAUUCUUGAAUUUACUUUUCACCACUGAACUUUUUUGGUGCCACAACUUUUUGAAUAUUUUUUCAUCUGAAAAAAAACUUUUGCUUUUCAGAAAAGUUGUAGAAAAUCAAACAUAACUGAGUAGACUAAGUCACUUAAAUAGGCUACUCCUGAAAAGGCUAUCCACUGUAGUGCUCAUAGCUCCAAAGAGAUACCCGGAGGUCCACAGCCAUGCUCUUCGAGAGUUUUGACCUUGUCUCGGCGCUGGCGACGCUGGCUGCGUGUCUAGUGUCCAUGGCACUUCUCCUGGCCGUGUCCCAGCAACUCUGGCAACUGAGAUGGACCGCAACACGGGACAAGGGAUGCAAAUUGCCGCUGCCCAAGGGAUCCAUGGGGUUCCCCAUCAUUGGAGAAACAUGCCACUGGUUCUUUCAGGGUGCAGCGUUCCACGCGUCAAGGAGACAGAAGUAUGGAAACGUAUUCAAGACUCACCUGCUCGGCCGGCCGCUGAUCAGGGUCACAGGGGCAGAGAAUGUGCGGAAGCUUCUGAUGGGAGAGCACAGCCUGGUCACUGUGGACUGGCCCCAAAGCACCAGCACUCUGCUUGGUCCCAACAGCCUCGCCAACUCCAUAGGGGACAUCCAUCGCAAAAGAAGAAAGAUCUUUGCUAAAGUCUUCAGUCAUGAGUCUCUGGAGAGCUACCUACCCAAGAUCCAGCAGGUCAUUCAGGAGACCCUACGGGUGUGGAGCUCCAAUCCCGAGCCCAUCAACGUGUACCGGGAAUCACAGAGGCUCUCCUUUCAGAUGGCUGUGCGUGUCCUCCUGGGUUUCAGGGUCUCUGAGGAGGAGAUGCACUCUCUAUUUUGCACUUUUCAGGAGUUUGUGGAGAACGUUUUCAGCCUUCCCAUCGACCUGCCAUUUAGUGGUUAUAGACAGGGUAUACGUGCAAGGGACUCACUUCAGAAAAGCAUCGAAAAAGCCAUCAGAGAGAAGCCGCUCCACACACAGGGGAAAGAUUACGCUGAUGCUCUUGAUGUGUUGCUAGAGAGUGCUAAGGAGAACAACACAGAACUCACAAUGCAAGAGCUGAAGGAAUCCACAAUUGAGUUGAUCUUCGCUGCUUUUGCCACGACAGCCAGUGCCAGCACGUCUCUGAUCAUGCAGUUGCUGCGAUACCCUGCUGUGUUAGAAAAGCUGCGGGAGGAGCUGCGAAAUUGCGGCCUCAUGCAAGACGGUCUGUGCCAGGGCGAACUGAGACUGGAGAAUAUCAUUAACCUCAAGUACCUGGACUGCGUGAUCAAAGAGGUCCUGCGUCUCUUUGCUCCUGUGUCUGGAGGCUACCGCAUUGCAACACAGACCUUUGAGUUAGACGGUGUGCAAGUACCAAAAGGCUGGAGUGUCAUGUACAGCAUCCGUGACACUCACGACACCUCAGCUGUGUUCAAGGACGUGGAGGCGUUCGACCCUGACAGAUUCAGUGCAGAGCGGAGUGAGGAUCGCGAGGGCCGCUUCAACUACCUGCCCUUUGGUGGCGGUGUACGCUCCUGUCUUGGCAAGCAGCUGGCUACUCUCUUCCUCAAACUUCUGACCGUGGAGCUCGCCGGAGGCAGCCGCUUCGAACUGGCCACCCGGACGUUCCCCCGCUUAAUUUCCGUCCCCGUGGUGCACCCCACUGAUGGCCUGCGCGUGAAAUUCUUCGGCCUCGACUCCAACCAGAACCAGAUCAUGGCCAAGUCAAAUGACAUGCUGGACGCCACCGUGUGACAGAUCGAGAAGGACGAGAGGCGGCGAAGAAGGAGCAGACUUUAUAUUUUCCCCUCUCUGAUGGUAAAUCGAGAGAGCUGCGACCGGAAGUUUAAUAAACGACUCUCGUUUGCCAAAAAUGUAUAGUCUAUUAUUUGUAAAGAAAAUGCAACAAAAUAUAACAAGAAUAUAUAAAUUUAACUAAACGUAUUGCUAAAUCAGGAGAAUAUGAGCGCAAGGUUUCUCACUCUUUAAAGAAAGACAUGGCCGUUUAAACGGACAGUCAUGUAAGCAUCUGCGAAUGCAGGUGUCACAGGGUAUGGCCAGUUCUGCUUUAACUAGCACAGAGCAGGUCUGUAGGACUCUUGAAAUGGUUGAGAAGUGCGUUUUCAAAUGCAUUGGUUGUGUGUGGCAUUUGACUGUCUGUAUUGAAUGAGUUCAUUUAUAUGUAUAUACAGUAUGUGUGCGAUUUUCUGUGUACGCCUGUGUGUAAAGACGUCACAUGUUUUUUCUUGUGCUUGUGCAAAUGUGUGUGUAUGUAUACCUGUUUGCGUACACGGCCAUGUUGUAACUCAGCUAAGGUAUUAGCAGUAGAGUAAGCAGUGUAAUGUAGAAUGAAUGGGAGGAUUGUAUAAUUACUCAGGUGUGUUAGCAGUACAGAAGAAGCUUUCAGACUAACCCAUUACUUGUUAUAUGUGCUCUGUACAUAAGUGACAAUUCAUAAUAUUCUUUUUAUGAGAGUGAGAAGAGGAGAGAGAUAAAGAGGAGAAAAGAUUAUGAGAGAAAAUAAACCUGUGCUUUAUUACAGUGAUGUCACAUGACAAUCCCUGUCUUUGUCACUUUUUAUGUGUUACAUUCGGGCUCUCUAAGCUAUAGAUGGAAUAUGGGACUCAUUCCAGCUGCAAAUGAUAUAUCUAAAGACAUUUAUAUGUGCUGCUUCGGGAGUUGCUUUUUAUUUACUGUAUAUGAUGGAGCAGAAUGCCGGCUGAUUUGUGUUAAGGGGGCGCUUUUCUUUUCCUGCUGCUCCGUAUUGUAUUACUAAAAGAAGAAAUUAUACUGAAGAUACAGUAGAGGAUGGUGAAAUUGAUCAAUCAGUAACUCCAACUAUAUUCCACCAAUUGAGAGAGCUUUCUUGAGAUGAAAGGACUUUAAAGGCCAUGGCGAACUCUUCAUGUGGAAGACCUGCCUUGUGGUUUUGGGAGAAGCACUAGGAUUCCUUAAAUGAGAAACCUGAUGGGGGUUGUCUUAACUUCCUCUACAGGCUGUGCGAAGGACUUUUCUUUGAUAAAAUAGCCACUGAUCUUUUUUAUGAAUUAAUGAAUGAAUGGAUGAAUUAAAAUUAUUAAUGUCUGCUGCUUUCAGUGCACCCUUUUCUAACAGAGAGUAGUCCGUUACCAUUGCCUGCAGUUGAGAUUUGCUAUUUCCGAGCAAGGUCUGAGUGGGAUUUAGCAUAUGCACCUAUUAGAAAGCCAUGGGUAAAGCAUACUUGCAUUGUCCAAUAUCCUAAUAUUCUUGCUAUUAAUAUUAUUAUUGUAAUAAAUCUUAUUUUAAAUCCUAUUUUUGUUAUAUUUCAGAAUAGAGUUUUAGUAUAAGUCUGUUGGUAAAUACUGUUCUAUUUAGAAUGAUAUGAUUUUCAGUUAUAUUGUAAACAGUGAUUAAAUGUUAAUAUGGUUUUAUGUUAUUGUAAUAAUUAUAAUUUUGUUAUCAUUAUUAUCAUUGCAUUUAGUUUAUAUUAAUAAACAGAAGCACUUGUGAGGUAUGUUUAUUUUGAGUGCCGUUUGACUACAUGUUCGGGUUUUUUGUUGAUUGUUGAGUUUGUCUGUAUAUAUAUAUUUUAUUUCUUUUUACAAAUCCACAUUUCACUUAGUCUAAAUAUGAAUGUUUUCCAUCCUUUUUGUUACGGUGAUUCUUAAAUGUACUUGGUAAUUUUAUAAACCCUUGUAAUAAACUAUAAUGUGAAAAUCAA
Molecule: messenger RNA, 4137 nt
Organism: Triplophysa dalaica
Lineage: Eukaryota; Metazoa; Chordata; Actinopteri; Cypriniformes; Nemacheilidae
Gene: cyp26b1
Product: cytochrome P450 26B1
Exons: 6
Coding region: 660-2192 (510 amino acids)
Biological process (GO): sterol metabolic process
Molecular function (GO): monooxygenase activity; oxidoreductase activity, acting on paired donors, with incorporation or reduction of molecular oxygen; heme binding
Source: RefSeq, a predicted model, not a curated record